GUUGCUGAGAGUCAACCAGUCUACUCAUCAUGGAUGUUGAGCUGUACGUCUAUGACCUCUCCAAGGGUCUCGCGCGAUUGUACUCUAUGCCUCUGACCGGCACCCAAAUUGAUGCCAUCUACCACACCUCGCUGGUCCUCAAUGGCGUCGAGUACUACUUCGGCCAGGGCAUCCAAACGGCUGUCCCCGGCAGCACCCACCAUGGGCAGCCGAUGGAGAAGCUGCAUCUGGGCCAGACGGAGCUCCCCCUGGACGUGAUCGACGAGUACAUCCAGUCCAUGGCGGGGAUUUACACGCCCGAGUCUUACGAUCUCUUCCUGCAUAAUUGCAACAAUUUCACCCAAGACUUGGCCAUGUUUCUGCUCGGAAAGGGCAUCCCGGAGCACAUCCAAAACCUCCCGCAGACCUUCCUGAGCACUCCCUUUGGUCAAAUGAUGAAGCCACAGAUCGAAAUGGCCCUGCGUGGUGUCACCCAAGGCACUGGCACAGACGGCGCUCAAGCGCCGCCCGCCUCCAGACCGCCAGCAGCACCAGCACCAGCACCAGCACCAGCAGCUCCCUCGGCCCAACUCUCGGCGCCUGUUACGCAGGGUGUAGUCCGAAUGGCAAGCAGCCUGGCGCAGCUGGAGCAGCAUCUCACCGCCGCCUCCGACUCAUGCGCUGUCAUCUUCUUCACUUCGGCCACCUGCCCGCCCUGCCGGAUGGUCUAUCCCACGUACGACGAACUGGCCGAGGAGGCGGGGGCCCGCGCUACCCUGAUCAAAGUCGACAUCAGCAGCGCGCUGGACGUCAGCGCGCAAUACCGCGUGCGCGCGACGCCCACCUUCAUGACCUUCCUCAAGGGCCAGAAGGUCGACGAGUGGUCCGGCGCCAACCCAGCGCAGCUGCGCGGCAACGUGCGCCUGCUGCUGGAGAUGGCCGCCACCCCGACGCACCGGCACCGCCAGCUCCAUCUCCCCAGCUUCCAGCGCCACCUCCCCAACUACGUCACCUACAAGAAGAUCCCUCCGCUCGACAAGCUGCGCCAGAAGCUCCACCCCCACACCGACGACCCGACGCUGACAUCCAUCCUCGACUUCAUUCAACGCCGCUUCACGACAACCCCUGAGACCACUGGUGGUGGUGCUGCCGACGUCGCCCUCCCAGCAUCCCUCCCGACCUUCGGCCCCUACCUCCAAACCACGAUCUCCACCCUCGCCCCGGAGAACCACUUCGCGCUUGUCGAUCUCGUGCGGCUGUUGUUCCUCGAUCCCAGGGUGUCUGGCUACUUCGCCGCCGAAGACCCGCACCACGAGCUCCUCCGCACUUUGUUUUCAUCUGCAGACACCACCACCACCACCACCGAUAAUCCCUCAUACCCACUACGCAUCACCCUUCUCCAACUAGCCUGCAAUCUCUUUACCAGCCCCCUCUACGCCGACCACUUUUCAUCCACCUCAUCCACCUCCUCCUCCAAUCAUCUACUACAGCCCCUCCUCAACCUCACAACAACCUCCCUCCUAGACCCCCACCCCAACCUCCGCAUCGUCGCCACCUCCUUCGCCUACAACCUCGCCGCCCACAACCACAACGCCCGCUUCGCCGGCCACGCGGACCCCCUCCCCGUCGACACGCAGGUCGAGCUCGUCGCCUCGCUGGCCGAGGCGCUGGCGCAGGAGACCCAGAGCCGCGAGGCGGUGCACGGGCUGGUCUUUGCGCUGGGACUGCUGGUGUACGAGGCGCCUGAGGAAGGGGAGGUGGUGGAUCUUUGUAAGGCGUUGGGUGUGGCGGAGACGGUCGUGGCGAAGGGGGCGGAGGUUCCCGGGUUGAAGGGGGAGGAUCGGGCGUUGAUUCGGGAGGUCGGGGAAGUUUUGUUAAGGAAGUUGUAG
Messenger RNA from Aspergillus saccharolyticus JOP 1030-1, 1868 nucleotides. RefSeq names its product bifunctional C97 family peptidase/thioredoxin family protein. Lineage: Eukaryota; Fungi; Ascomycota; Eurotiomycetes; Eurotiales; Aspergillaceae. The record is from RefSeq and is a predicted model, not a curated record. Gene Ontology annotation, biological process: protein modification by small protein removal. Gene Ontology annotation, molecular function: peptidase activity. The transcript has 4 exons. Bases 30 to 1868 code for a protein of 612 amino acids.